Molecule: messenger RNA, 2114 nt
Organism: Austrofundulus limnaeus
Lineage: Eukaryota; Metazoa; Chordata; Actinopteri; Cyprinodontiformes; Rivulidae
Product: MICAL-like protein 1
Molecular function (GO): protein binding
Source: RefSeq, a predicted model, not a curated record
CAUUUCUCUCCAAACAAAGAUCCUCCCACAUCCUAAAGAGCAAUGAAACUUCUGAUGGUCUGAGGAGCUUUAAGAGCUCGAUUGAUCUGGAAACCAGCAGAGAACAUUUCCCCCAGGCGAGGUGUGAUUCCUGCUCUCAGCCCGUCCACCUCAUCCAGAGACGGCUGAGUGGCGGGAAGCUUUAUCACCGCAGCUGUUUCAGGUGUAAAAUUUGCCACUCUAGUCAUUUGGUUGACUGUUCUGACCACGUCAAAGACGCUCAAACGUCUCCCGCUGCUGAUCAACCCAAACGUGGGGUUCAGUCAGGGUUUUCAGGUUUGUACUCUUUGGAUGGAUCGGCUAUCACCAGCGUGCCUCGCUACACUCAGACAAUGGUGUUACAAAAGAAACCAGCGAGGAAAACGCCACAAGCUGAUGAAGAAAACAGGCAGACAGACAGGAAGGAACAAGAGGACACAGAAAGACGAAGUCAUCCUGUUCCAGCACCCAGACAAAGUCGGGGCUUGUCUUCAGGCUCAGUUCCUGCUUCCAGGAUCAGAACUGCUCAGACCACGAGCAGCUGCCCUGCUGCAGAAACUACUGAACAUCAAAGUAAAUUUCCACCUGGUUGUUCUCAUAUCCCUAAAGUGAAAAGCAACCACCCGUGGAUGAACCUGGUCCAUCCUGGACCCUGGACACAGCUCCCUCUGGCUCCACCUCCAGUACCGCUCUCUAGAGCCAAAUCAGCGUCUAACCCGCAGGGGUCACCAAACAGACCCAAAGUUCCUGCUCCUCCCAAUCCRUUUGAAGAGGAGGAAGUCGAAGAGGGUCACGGGGAGGUUCCUGAACCAGAGUUCUCAGAGAUAGCUGUCCAAUCAGAGAACAGCGGGGUCACAGAUAUGGUUGGUUCAAGUGAGACAGAAGAUCCCAUCACCAGCUCUGAKCUGGAUGGAGGAAGAACAUCAGAUGGGCUCAGAGAGGGAGGACCGGCUCAGAUCGGUGUGAAGGAAACAACCACAGCUCUUUAUGCCACAUCAGCACGGAAACAUCCUUUACCCAGAAGUCUUUCUGGGCCAGCAAUCCCAUCCGAUCAUCAGCAGACUAACAGAGAGUCAGCCUGUAAAGACAGUCCUGCUGCUCAAGAACCUGGACUCUCCAAAGGACGGACUUUACAGAACCUUUCAUCCACUCGUGGUCUGGCUCYAGGUCAUGGUUUCCCCCUUAUCAGGAGGAAGGUGCAGUCAGAACAGUCGGUCUGCCUGGACCAGUUGCAGAAGCAGAGGAGGGAACUGGACGGGCUUUUAGCAGAACUGGAACAACGAGGAGUGGAACUGGAAAAGAACAUCAGGGAYGGUAAAGAUGGAGACCAAAAGCUAAUGGAGUGGAUCUCGCUUUUCCAUGAGCGACACGUCACGCUGCACAAAGACAAAGAACUGGUCUACCUGAUGAAACAACAGAAGCUGGAGGACAGACAGGCAGAUGUGGAGUACGAGCUCCGAUGUCUUCUCAACAAACCUGAGAAAGACUGGAGUCAAGAGGAUCGGGAUCAGGAGCAGCAGCUGAUGGAUGAACUGGUCACCAUCAUUGAACAGAGGAACCAGAUUAUCAGCAGCUUGGAUCAGGAUUUGCGGAGAGAAAAUGAUGACGUGUUCUGCAAAAACUGGAUGAGUAACAAAGAUUUCCAGAAGGAAGGACUCAAGGAGCCGAAGAAGCAAAAAGGGAUAACAAAAUUUUUAAAAAAGCGKAACUAAAAACCGGAGAACAAGGACUGAAAAACUGUCAUAAUACCUAAUGUUUUUAAAUACAAGAGAGGUUUUAUAGUGAAAUAUGCAGACAAACUCAUUUACCUGAAUCUACUUUUGCCCAAAUGUUCUUCCUUUUUUUUUUAAAUUUUUUUUAUAUUAAAAAAACUCCUGGCACAAUUUGUUUGAUCCAGUUUUUAGUAAAUAUGCCUUUGAUGCCAAAAUGGAAGGAACAGAUCCUUACUCUUUUAUUGUUUUAUUUCUUUACUCGUGUUCAUGUGCUGCUUGUUGGCAGAUUUUGGAACAUUUCCUCAUCCAGUAUUAUACAUUAAUAUUUGCCAAUCUGUAUUUCUUCACACGCCUGUGAGAAUAAAUGUAUUUUUCUUUACGUUG